Molecule: messenger RNA, 3177 nt
Organism: Heterobilharzia americana
Lineage: Eukaryota; Metazoa; Platyhelminthes; Trematoda; Strigeidida; Schistosomatidae
Source: the annotation of a GenBank genome assembly
AUGUUAUUUUUAAAUUUAUAUUCUCCAACCCAAUUCAUCAUGAUUAUUUGUACUGUUGGCUACUUAAUUAUAUCUGAACAAACUGCAUCAUCAGUGAUUAAAAAUGGAUCGUAUACAUAUUCAAUUAACAGUAAAUCAUCGGAAUAUUUAAAGAUGAAUAGUUUGCAACGACGGAACUUUAAUUCUCCUGAUAAAUUAAAACUUAAAUCCGAUCUACACCAAAUUCAUCGUGUCAAUCGUUCCAGAAAAGAUGCUAAUACUAGACUGCCAUCUGUUGAGGAAUGCAUAUCAGAUCAAUAUAACUAUGCUGUCAUAAAAGGUUGUUUAUGCUAUUUAUUUCAAAGUACAGGAUUAAGUAAUGGAACAUUUGAGUAUCUGACAAAGAUACAAAGAAAAUUGUUUUGGAAUACAACAAAAUGUCUUAUUUAUACAUUUGUUGGAGAUAUAAAAGAAAUUGUACACAUACGAUUACUAGAAUUCAGUCUGACGAUGAGGAGGAGAGAUUCUGUAGAAAAGAAAUGCACAACAAAAUUCAAUGUUUACCAUCAGUUGGAACGAGCUGAACUGAUUAAUGGUGACAAACCAGACUAUGUAUUAUGCGGGACUCAUUUAAAUCAAUUACCAGUAGAUGAAUUCUAUUCAAUUGGACGUGUGUUGAUCAUUGAAAUAAACGAAAUCAUUGGAACAAUUGACAACAGACAAAAAUUUAUCGGGUUAUUUGAAUUUUUAGAUAAAGAUGCAUAUCGAAGUGAUGGACUCCCGAUUAAGUCAACAAAAUGCGACCGAAUAUUUUUCAGUUCAUCAUAUGGAACACAAAAUGAAAGUGUGCAACCACCACACUACCCCAAUACUGAUCAACAAAACAAUGAAGGAUUAUUUUUAUACUCUAAAACAAAUGGGAAAUUUUUCAGUCCAAAUUAUCCACAAUUUUAUAACGCAUCAAUGACAUGUAAAUAUUACUUUCUAGCUGGGAUAAAUGAAAGAAUUUUAAUUAAAUUAAAUCGUAUUCACCUGUGGAGUUACCAAACUUGUCAUUCCAGCCCACAACGUGAUACAGUUCAUUUUCAUGAAAUCACUACCCCAUUAACUGACUCGUAUUCUGGUAUCCAGUUAAACAACAUUGCCAAAACACCACCUGUCUAUACACUAGGUAAACGUUUAUUAUUCUUAUGUGGCUAUGAAAAGGAAGCUGAAGUUGUCUCAGAUGGACUAUUUGUUAUGCUUACACUGCAAACACAUGAUAAAAGUUUCGGUGCACGAGGAUUUGAAGGCAGUUACCAUUUUUUAAGUAAAGAAAAGUCAGUCAGUCAGCAUAACAAGAACCGUAAAAUUGACGAGGAGUUGUACAGAGAUCCAGCUGUCAAAGAGUUAACAACUACUGAAUCCGAUAAAGAAUUUCUCUAUUCAACAAAUCAAGCAUAUUUGGAUGAACCCUUCAAACCUCAAGGCACAAUAGAAUCACCAAAUUAUCCAUCAGUUUAUCCGAAAAAUACUAGAUUUUUAUACAUCAUAAACAUUCAAGUUGGAAAAUCAGUUCAGUUGAAGUUUUUAGACCUUCAGUUGGGAGACAGUUUAACAAAUACCAAAUGUUCUCAACAGACUGGUGAUCGUAUCGAGAUUUAUGAACAUAAUUAUUCAAAUAGGCAUCAACCGAAACUGAUUUUAUGUGGCAAAUCAACAUAUGAAAAUGAAAUUCUAAUCAAUAAUCCUGGGGAUGAAAUGACUCGUGUAUAUAUCUUAUUUAAUACUGAUUCCAUAAUAACAAAGGAUGAACAUGGCUUUGUUUUAUCUUACAAAUUUAUGUAUCAAAAUCUUUCAGUAUCCUUCAAUACAAAUUAUUACAAUUAUAAUGAUAAUCAUAACAACAAUAAGUAUAAUCUUGUUCGUAAAGAUUUAUCUGAUGAGACAACUGAAAUGAUGUCUAGAAGUGAAGAUCAAUGUCAGUUUACAAUCACCAGUAACGGAAAAGAUUCAAAUGGUUACAUCCAAAUGCCUCGUGAUUUUAUUAUUGGACAAAAGUCAUUUGAAUCGGGUGUCCACAAUAAAUUCAGCAGUUGUAUAUGGAGGCUUCAAGGUGGUUAUGGACAACGUAUACAAAUACGCUUUGUAAAACGCUUAGAAAGCCUAUCAUAUAAAUUUCAAAACCUAUUCAAUAAUCAGCACAAGAGCGUUGAAACAGAUGAUGUACAUGGACCCGAAUCAUCUUUUAUCAAUAGUUUACGGUGUCCCACCUCUGUGACACUGGAACUAGUCAACUAUCGUCCAAACAUUUUGACUACAAACAACGAUAUAAGUAAUCUGUUGAACAGUAAGUUUAAAACAAAUUCUGCAUCACAACAGAAAUAUUCACCAAUGAACUUAGAAACCAUUUUUGUCCCUUCGUCAAUAUCAGUAUCAUCUACAUCUCAAUCCACAGAUUCUAAUCAUCAGUUUCCUAUACCAUCAGAUCCUGUUCGCUUGUGCGCUGGCGAUUUUAUGAUUUAUUCACCAGCUAGUAAAGGUUUCAUGUCUGGAAGUAUUCCACGUUUGGAUAUAAUUCUUCGAAUCAAUCAAUCUGUUGGUAAUGUGAAUAGCGAUAGAUUUGCCGAACAGAAUUAUGAAAGUCUUUCAUUUCCAAAUCUUGGAUAUGAUGUACGGUACAGAUUUGUAACUGAUUACGGUGUGACAACCUCUUUCGGAAAUCAACGGAAACCUGGUUGCUUCUUUGAGUUUAAGCAAUCACAAUCAACAAAAGGGAAUUUUUCUUCACCAAACUAUCCUGGAUUAUAUCCUAUCGAUUUAAUUUGUGAAUAUCGGUUUUUUGGUAUAAAUGUGAAGAGAAUUGAUAUAACAUUUUUAGAAUUCGAUGUGGAAAGUACUUCUAAGACUUGUACAGACGAUUCUAUGGGUGAUAGUGUGGAGAUUAGCAGCUGUUAUCCGGUUGAAUUAUUGACCACACCGAAACGUCGUCUGUGUCAUAAACAAAGUCAAUUGAACCCAUAUAAAAUUCAAUGGUACGAACCAUGUUUAAAUUUGAAGUUUUUCUCCAAUGGAAUGUAUGUCCGAACAGGAUUCUUCGGUGUCUAUGAGUUCCAUGACGCUGGUCAAAUAGGAAGAAAAAUCAAUCGAUUGUUGAUAAUAUUUUUAUGUUUCAUUGUGAACAGUUUAUCUCACCUGAUCAUAUUUAUUUCACAGUGA